AACUUUUGAAAUUAGUACGAUUUGAAUAUUGGAAGCGAUCGCUGAAGUGCGUUUGACGAGACGAAAUGACAAAGUUUAACCUGGCGGCAAUAUUUGUGGUUCUGACCCUAGCUGGUUGCAUCCACGCUCAGUAUAGGAACUUCAACAAAGAACUGCGUGACUAUUUUCCGACACAGGUCGGCAAAUCGAACUUCACCCUGGAAAACGCAAGAGAUCUGCUCUACAAAAAGUGCAAAAAGGUCUUGCUGAAUGGCACCACGCCGCCCGAGGAUCAAUACGAGAAGAUAGAGCGGGCGGCCCACCAACUCAUCGACUGUGCCAACAACAUUGUCAACAUCACCGUUGUCAUGGAGGAAAUCGAGGCUGCCAGCCCCACCGGAGAUCUGGACGUGGUGCUCGCCAAGUACUGCAGGAAAAUGCCGCUGGCCAAGCAGUGUCUGGCUGAAUUCAAUGACCAGCUGAUGAUGUGCUUGACUCCAAGCGAGCGUUCGCAGAACGCUGAGAUGAUGCGUAUCGUUGACUCGCUGUUGAAUUUUGCCUGUCACCAGAAUGGCGAAGCAAUCGCCCUUUUCAUUGCCGAGGACGGGCCAAAGUGCCUGGAGGACAACAAGGACAAUAUUGCCAAGUGCAUGAAUGCCACGUUCUCGGCCUACCUUCCUGCAGAAAUGCCGUCGGAAUUGCCAGAGUUCGUGAUGGGACCCAAGCAGUGCAUAGACAUGCAAGAUUUUGAAAAAUGCUUGAUUCGCCACAUGGAGACCUGCACUGAGGCAACCCCAGCCGGCCUAAUCGAGGCGUUAUUCCGGUAUGUGCGCAAGGAGACGGUGUGUCAGGCGGAAAUUGAUAAGACUAAGGCGGCCACACAGCACUCGAAGAAUUCCUCGCCGAUGCAAACGAUGCCGAUGAUGCCUUGGUCUGCGACCAUCUUUUUGUUGUUAUUCAUUCUCCAAUAAACUCGAAUAAACCCCCGCAACCAGAGUGUGUAA
Molecule: messenger RNA, 983 nt
Organism: Musca domestica (house fly)
Lineage: Eukaryota; Metazoa; Arthropoda; Insecta; Diptera; Muscidae
Product: 27 kDa hemolymph protein
Exons: 1
Coding region: 66-950 (294 amino acids)
Source: RefSeq, a predicted model, not a curated record